GCGAGGCGGAGGAAAGAAAAAGAGAGGGAGGACAAGAAAAAAGAAAAAAGCGAGAGGAGGGGGGAGAAGAAAGGAAGCAAUUGUCGACAUCGUCGGCGUUGCAAUCCGUUCGUUUCCCGAUCCGAUCCGAUCCAACCUUCUCCUUCCCGUCCUUCUCUCUCCUCUCUUCUUCGCGGUGCCGCUGCGCUGGAAGGCAAGAGAGGGGGGAGGGUUUCUCUUUGAGGGAGGCCGAUAGAUUAAGACAGAGAAGGGAAGAGCGGGGGAGGGAACAAUGCAUAUGAUGCGGCGGCUGAAGAGCAUUACGUCGGGGCGGCCAUCGUCCUCGGACCCUGGCGGGGACUAUGGAACCAAAAAGACAAAGGUUGAUCAAGAUGGAGGAGGCAAAAUCCUCGUGGAACCACAUAUGAGUGAAAAAAAAUCUAUUGAAUUAGAUCAUUGUUCAGCUUUGAAUCAAAUGAAUUUUGAUGCAAGCUCAUCGAGUUCUGAUCCUCCUAUGAAAAUUCAAGAAGCAACUGUUGAUCAGCUCCCAAAGGAAAUGAAUGAUAUGACAAUCAAAGUUGAUAAAGUUAAUGACCAUGAUGAGAAGGAAAAUGAUGGGAUUAUGGUAAAUGGAAAUGGAACUGAGACUGGUCAGACAAUUGUAAUAACAAUUGGUGGUCGAAAUGGUCAGCCAAAACAGACAAUAUCAUACAUGGCAGAGCGUGUGGUUGGCACUGGUUCGUUUGGUAUGGUUUUUCAGUGCUUUUUCUUGUAUCAGGCUAAGCUUGUGGAAACAGGGGAAGCAGUUGCAAUUAAGAAGGUUCUACAGGAUAAAAGAUACAAGAACAGGGAACUCCAAAUUAUGCAACUACUUAAACAUCCAAAUGUAGUUGAGCUGAAGCACCAUUUCUUUUCAACCACUGACAAAGAUGAGCUAUACCUCAACCUUGUACUUGAAUAUGUUCCUGAAACAGUUUAUCGUGUUGCAAAGUAUUAUAGCCGGAUGAACCAUCAUAUGCCUCUUAUUUUUGUUCAAUUGUAUACCUACCAGAUUUGUCGUGCUCUUUCUUAUAUCCAUCGUGUCCUAGGGGUGUGCCAUCGUGACAUCAAGCCACAAAAUAUACUGGUGAAUCCUCAGACUCAUCAAGUAAAGCUUUGUGAUUUUGGUAGUGCCAAGAAGUUGGUUCCAGGGGAGCCUAACAUAUCUUACAUUUGUUCACGGUACUAUAGAGCUCCCGAGCUUAUUUUUGGAGCUACAGAAUACACCACUGCUAUUGACAUGUGGUCUACUGGUUGUGUUUUAGCCGAGUUUCUCAUAGGGAAGCCUCUGUUUCCUGGGGAAAGCGGUGCCAAUCAACUUGUGGAGAUUCUCAAGGUAUUAGGUACCCCGACACGAGAAGAAAUUAAGUGCAUGAAUCCAAGUUAUACUGAGUUUAAAUUUCCCCAGAUAAAAGCCCAUCCAUGGCACAAGCUUUUUCAUAAACGAAUGCCCCCUGAAGCUGUUGAUCUUGUGUCAAGGUUACUCCAGUAUUCACCAAAUUUGCGCUGCACUGCUUUGGAGGCAUGUGCCCACCCAUUUUUUGAUGAGUUGAGGGACCCUAAUGCACGUCUGCCAAAUGGGCAGCCGCUUCCUCCUCUGUUUAAUUUCACAGCUCAAGAGAUUGAAGGUGUUUCUCCUGAACUAAUUCACCGCCUCCUCCCUGUGCACAUCAAGAGAAUGAUGUAGACUGGAAGCUAAGUCUUGUAGACGUUAAGCAUUUGUACAAGAAAAAGGGCAUAGUUGAAGAGAAAUCAAGAAAUUUGGUAGUGAAUAUCAAAAUGGUUUCAAUGACAAGAAUUUUGUAUUCUCUAUUGUGCAUCAAAUGUUUCAUAUGGAAGCCACGCAUCAGCCCGUUCUGGCUUAUCGUCAUACAAGGUUUCUUUUGAUGCUA
This is a messenger RNA of Musa acuminata AAA Group (dessert banana), 1910 nucleotides long. Its product is annotated as shaggy-related protein kinase alpha-like. The coding region runs from base 272 to 1705 and encodes 477 amino acids. Lineage: Eukaryota; Viridiplantae; Streptophyta; Magnoliopsida; Zingiberales; Musaceae. The record is from RefSeq and is a predicted model, not a curated record. Gene Ontology annotation, biological process: protein phosphorylation; signal transduction. Gene Ontology annotation, molecular function: protein serine/threonine kinase activity; ATP binding. Gene Ontology annotation, cellular component: cytoplasm. The transcript has 13 exons.